Molecule: messenger RNA, 1833 nt
Organism: Phalaenopsis equestris
Lineage: Eukaryota; Viridiplantae; Streptophyta; Magnoliopsida; Asparagales; Orchidaceae
Product: probable protein S-acyltransferase 7
Exons: 6
Coding region: 328-1584 (418 amino acids)
Biological process (GO): protein targeting to membrane; peptidyl-L-cysteine S-palmitoylation
Cellular component (GO): endoplasmic reticulum; Golgi apparatus
Molecular function (GO): protein-cysteine S-palmitoyltransferase activity
Source: RefSeq, a predicted model, not a curated record
AUGUUUCUUUAAAUAUUUCUUUAGCACUUCAGUAGUUCAGUAGUGGCAUGCCCGUGCAGCCUCUUCGGCAGAUCCGCUCGCAUUUUCUGCCGAUGACACCCGAUCUUUAACUAGCAGAAGACGCCUCCUUCCUCUAGUUUUCUUCCUUCUCAAUGAAGGAGUUGAGCUGACUGUAGGUGACCCAAUCCAUUGCUGCGAAUCUCUGCAGACGGCGCCGGAGCUAGCUUUUUCGAUUUCUCUUUUCUGCGAUCCGUUUCAUCCCAGAGUGAAAGAUAAGAAGUCGAGGAAUAUUAUUGGAACGGAGUUUAGCUUUGAUUGUCUGGCAAGAUGUACGCAGCGGCUGGUCCUCAGCUCUCUGAUUCUAAUCAAAGGAUCAUUGAAGCCAACAAUGCAUCAAAGAGGGUUUAUCAAGUCUGGAAAGGAAGCAAUAGGUUCUUCCUUGGUGGGAGGCUCGUUUUCGGUCCAGAUGUGAGAUCACUAUUUUUCACCAUAGGCCUGAUAGCAAUUCCAGUGAUCCUGUUUGCAGUGUUUGUUUCAGCCCAGCUUGCAGAAGAAAUUCAUUCUCAGAUUGGCUAUCUGAUCUUAUCUAUAUCUGUGAUCUUUGCAGCAUAUGUUAUCUUUCUUCUGCUUCUCACAUCAGGCAAGGAUCCAGGCAUUAUCCCUCGCAAUGCUCAUCCUCCAGAGCCAGAAGAUGAAGCUGACAUCUCCAAUGCUUCAGCGGGAAAUCAUAGCGGCCCAUCAAGCUUGCCUCCCGCCAAGGAUGUGGUCGUUAAUAAUAUCAUAAUCAAGGUCAAGUACUGCCAUACUUGCAUGCUUUAUCGCCCCCCACGGUGCUCCCAUUGUUCUAUUUGCAAUAACUGUGUGGAGCGUUUUGAUCAUCAUUGCCCCUGGGUUGGACAAUGCAUUGGCAAGAGAAACUACAGAUUCUUCUUCAUGUUUGUGCUAUCUACAUCCCUCCUUUGUGUUUAUGUCUUCAUAUUUUGCUGGGUUAACCUGAAGAAGAUAAUGGAUGUGCAUGAAUGUAAUCUUUGGAGAGCCUUCCUUAAAUCACCAAUUUCAGGAAUUCUUAUCAUAUAUACAUUCAUAGCUUUUUGGUUUGUAGGAGGGUUGACAGCAUUCCAUCUUUACUUAAUCUGCACUAAUCAGACCACAUAUGAGAACUUCCGGUACCGUUAUGAUAAGAAAACAAAUCCUCACAACCUUGGCUGUGCCCAAAAUGUGAGUGAAAUAUUUUUAUCCAGAAUUCCAAGUUCUAAGACCAACUUCCGUGCUAAAAUGAAGGAUAACUCAGUGAUCUUCACCUCAUCUCAUCCCGCUCUCAGCCAAGACAUGCCAAAGAUGAGUGUGGAUCUGGAGGUGGGUGGGAAGCGGCAGACUGUGGCUGAGGAGGAGCUGGACGACAUACAGAGCCAAAUCGAUAGCAUCAGAGGAUCAGAUGGGUGCAAUUCCCAGCUGCCUCACUCGAGCUCACGAGAUCACAAAGGCAGUUGGGAGACAACGCCAGAUAUUGGGGCUUUGGCUGCCGAGCUUGGAAUGGAACGUUGUUUGUCUGAUAGAGAAAAAACUUCGACAGAUAUUCUAUAGAUACAUACGAAAAACUAUCCAAGUAUUGAAGCCUACCCAAUGCUGAUUCUUGUUAAUUUUCCAAAAGUGUGAUCAAAAGUUUCUAGUGUCACAAAUACUGUAUACGUACGGCUUCUAGAUUCAUGUAACUAGUUGCUGUUACCAUCAAAACUUUUCCUCGAGAGCGGCCAUGUUUUAUUAUGUGUUUCUCUUCCGUACAUCUGGCUUCUGUAACAAAUCCAUGUCUGGGAUUGCUGGCUUUUUCUGUCA